AUGGUUGAUAAAGGUAUAGAACACAAAGUAGGAGAGGUUUACAAUGACUUUGUCUUGUCUGCUCGGAUGAGCAAUCACAGUAACUUUCUCAAGCUGUUAGGAUGCUGUUUGGAGUCUUGUUAUCCUGUUCUUGUGUUUGAAAACGCAGAACACGGAGUCUUGAAUCAACGAGGAGGUGUUAUGGUUAACUGGGAAGAAUCUUUAUUACCAUGGAAUGUUCGGUUAAAGAUUGGUAAAGAGAUUGCAAAUGCGGUUGCUUAUCUUCACACGGCGUUUCCCGAGAUUACUAUCCAUAGAGAUGUUAAGCCAACGCAUGUUUUCUUGGACAAGAAUUGGACUGCAAAGUUGUCCGGCUUCUCGUUCUCCAUUACAUUACCUGAGGGAAAAUCGAAAAGCGCAACUGUUCCAGUCGUGGGAACAUCGGGGUACAUMGAUCCAUCAUACCGUGUUAYAGGCUCGGUAACAGAAUAUACCGAUGUGUAUAGCUUUGGAGUGUUUUUGAUGGUUCUUCUCAGUGGCAGACCGGUUUUCUUCAAUGGAUCUAAUGGCAAGCGCGAAGGAAUUCGUGGCUAUGUGAGAGACUUGUAUGAGAAUGACAAGCUUGAUGAAGUGAUUGAUCCGUUUUAUCCAACGAUGGCGAAAGAUAUCACAAGUUGUCAAAGAUUGCAGGUAGAAGCAUGUGUUGUACUUGCUCUGAGAUGUUGCCAGAAGAGAGAUGAAGACAGGCCAAAGAUGGUCCAAGUAGCUAAAGAACUCAAGCGGAUUGAGACAUCAUUUUUAACUUUUUAA
Messenger RNA from Arabis nemorensis, 789 nucleotides. The record is from the annotation of a GenBank genome assembly. Lineage: Eukaryota; Viridiplantae; Streptophyta; Magnoliopsida; Brassicales; Brassicaceae.